AUGGUUAAAGACACAAAGUUUUACGAUGCCUUGGGUGUAUCACCAAAUGCAUCUGAUGCUGAAUUGAAAAAAGCUUAUAGAAAAGCUGCUUUGAAAUAUCAUCCAGAUAAAAAUCCUUCCCCAGAAGCAGCUGAAAAAUUUAAAGAACUUUCUCAUGCUUACGAAAUCUUGAGCGAUGACCAAAAAAGAGAAAUAUAUGAUCAAUAUGGUGAAGAAGGGUUGAGUGGACAAGGGGCUGGAGGCUUCGGUAUGAAUGCCGACGAUAUUUUUGCUCAAUUCUUUGGUGGUGGUUUCCAUGGGGGUCCGCAGCGUCCAUCUAGAGGUAAAGACAUUAAGCAUUCCAUCGCUUGUUCCUUGGAAGAAUUAUAUAAAGGUAAAUCCGUCAAGUUAGCUUUGAACAAAACUGUCUUGUGUAGCGAGUGUAACGGCCGUGGUGGUGCUGAAGGUAAGGUUGCACAAUGUCCUGAUUGUCACGGUAAUGGUAUGAAGUUUGUUACUAAACAAAUGGGUCCAAUGAUUCAAAGAUUCCAAACUGUAUGUGACAAGUGUCAAGGUACUGGUGAUUUGAUUGAUCCAAAGGACCGUUGUAAAAAAUGUAACGGUAAAAAGACUGAGUCAGAAAGAAAGAUUUUGGAAGUUCAUGUAAAGCCUGGUAUGAAGGAUGGAGAUCACAUUACGUUUGCUGGAGAAGGUGACCAAACGCCAGGGGUGACACCAGGUGAUGUUGUGUUCAUUAUAUCUCAGAAACCACAUCCAGUAUUCCAAAGAAAAGGUAAUGAUUUGUUGAUUGAACAAGAGAUUGAAUUGGCUACAGCUUUGGCUGGUGGUGAAAUUGCCUUUAAACAUAUUUCAGGUGAUUGGGUUAGAAUUGAAAUUCCAGCUGGAGAAGUUAUUGCUCCAGGAUCUGUUAAAAUGGUUGAAGGAUUUGGUAUGCCAGUCAGAACCCACAAAGGUAAUUUAAUAAUCCAUUUCAAUGUCAAGUUCCCAGAAAAUAAUUUUGCGGAUGAAGAAAGCUUGAAGAAAUUGGCUACUCUUUUACCAAAACCAAAAGAAAUCAAGAUUCCAGCAGAUGCUGAUGUCGACGAUUGUACCAUGGUCCCAGCUAAAUUGGAACAAAGCAAUCCAUAUGAGUCAGAUGAAGAAGCUCAUGGAGGUCCUGGAGUACAAUGUGCUAGUCAAUAG
Messenger RNA from Candida dubliniensis CD36, 1182 nucleotides. It is a transcript of the gene YDJ1, whose product is annotated as type I HSP40 co-chaperone. Gene Ontology annotation, molecular function: ATP binding; Hsp70 protein binding. Gene Ontology annotation, biological process: protein refolding; response to heat. The transcript has a single exon. Lineage: Eukaryota; Fungi; Ascomycota; Pichiomycetes; Serinales; Debaryomycetaceae. The record is from RefSeq and is a predicted model, not a curated record. Gene Ontology annotation, cellular component: cytoplasm; cytosol; nucleus. The coding region runs from base 1 to 1182 and encodes 393 amino acids.